Molecule: messenger RNA, 20538 nt
Organism: Strongyloides ratti
Lineage: Eukaryota; Metazoa; Nematoda; Chromadorea; Rhabditida; Strongyloididae
Product: Protein kinase domain and Leucine-rich repeat and Serine/threonine-/dual specificity protein kinase,catalytic domain and Immunoglobulin subtype 2 domain and Immunoglobulin subtype domain and Fibronectin, type III domain and Immunoglobulin-like domain and Protein kinase-like domain and Immunoglobulin I-set domain and Immunoglobulin-like fold domain-containing protein
Exons: 11
Coding region: 1-20538 (6845 amino acids)
Biological process (GO): protein phosphorylation
Molecular function (GO): protein binding; ATP binding; protein kinase activity
Source: RefSeq, a predicted model, not a curated record
AUGGAUUUCCUUUCAAAAACUACAUCUGAUGUAGAUUUAAGAAAAAAAAUUAAUACAAAUAAUUUUUCAUCAAUUGAAGCAAAAGUUAAAGAAUGGAAAAGAAAAAAUUAUGAUUAUCAACAAAAGAAAUAUCAUAGUAAAGAUAAGAUUGUAUUACAAUCACUUGAAACAAUAGAACAAAGUAGAAGAAAAUCUAUGUCCGAUAUACAUGCUUUUGUAUUAACAAAAUUACCAACAGGACAUGCAAAACAUAAUAUUUUAAAACAUAUGAUAGAUCUAGAAACACCAACACAAACAGAAAAUGGUUCCACUUUGGAUGAUGAUGAUUAUCAUUUAGCAAGAAGAAAAAAUUCUUAUAAUUAUAAAAAUAAUGAUCUUCAAAAAUGUCGUUCAGCAACAUCAACUAUUGGAAGUAUGUAUGAUAUGGAAAAAAAUAGUUCAAUUAUAAAUUUUACAUUACCAUCUAUUAGAACAACACAAUAUAAAAGUAACUCAACAUCUAAUAUACAUGAAUAUGUUUUAUCAAAAAUGAAAGAAGGAAAUUGUCGUAAUAAUAUUCUUUAUGAUAUUCUUGAUCUUGCUAUACCAAUACCAUCAGAAAAAUCAUCACUCCACGAUGAUAUGUCUUCUCUUAAAGAUUGGAAAUCAGUUGUUCAAUUAAAACCAAUAUCAUUAAGUGAUAAUAAAAUUAGAAAACUUUCACCUGUACCUCCAUUAAUAUUUACACGAUCAACAUUAAGAAAAAUACCAUUAAGAAGUACAUCAAUGGUUGGUGGUUUGGUACAUUCUAAUUCAUUAACAAAUAUGAUGCCAUUUAAUAAAACUAUUGUUUUUGAUCAUAUUAUUCCCGAGGAAAUAGAAAGUGCCAUAAAAUCACCUAUUCGAACAACACCAACAUCAAAAUCUGAUGAAAAAAAACCAUUUUUUGAUUUAUCAAGACAAUCAAGUUUAACAAAUUCUUUUGAAUUAUGUGAUAAUUUAAAUGAUGAAAAAGCAAAUGAUAAAAAUUUUUUAAAUUUACCAUCAAAAGAUAAUCAAAAUAAUAGAGGUAAAAAAUUAAAUGGCAAAAUAAAAUUUCAAUUUGAUUCGAAGUCGUUAAAUGAUUUAAAUGUUGACAAUAAUAAUACGGGAGAAAUAUUAAAAGAUAAUGAAAUUGAUAGUUAUGAUAGUGAAAUAAAAAACAAUAUUAAUAAUAAAAGAAAAUUAGGUGCUUGUAUUAAUGAACCAAUUAAUUUUUGUGAAAUGAGUAUUUUGGAUGAAAUCCCAGCAUCGGGAUUAAAAAUUUCACCAGAAAGACGACGUGAAUUACUUAGACUUAGUGGACAAGGUGAUUCAGACGACGAGAUUACAGAAAGUAUUUCUGAAUUGCCAUCUAUUUCAACGUCUGCAAAACCUAGAUCUGCUAAAAAAUCUGUUAAAUUAGCUAUUGACGAAGAGUCUGCUGGAAUGCCAGCUAUAAUUGCCGACAAAGCCACAAAAACGUCUGUUAAUGUUAAAGGGCAAUUAACAUCAUCUAAAGUAGAGAAACAAGCUGUUGCUGAAGAGUCGCAAGUUACUGUUAGUACUAAAAAAAUUAAAAAACGUAUUGUAAAAAAAGAUGGUGUUACUAAAUGUGUUUCUGAAACAGGAAAUGAGAAUAUAGAAACAUCUUCUCAAAAAUCUGUUUCAACGUCUUUGUCAAAUGAAAAAAAUACAUCAAAAAUAAAGAAAUCAUCGAAAAAUGAUACUUCUGAUAUUGGAUUCGGUGAUGAUGAUUAUAAGGUUAAGAAAAAUUCUACUACAACAGACGAAAAAGCUGCAUUCAUGAGGAAGAGUGAAAGAUUAUCAAGUGUAUCAUCAAGUAAAAAGAGUGAGGUAUCAUCAUCUUCAAAAAUCUCUGUUAUCAGUAAACAAGUAGAAAUUAAAAAGCGACCUUUAAAAACAGAAGAAUCUUCAUCUCCUUUCGACGUUAAACUUAAAAAAACACCAAAAAAAAAAGAAAGCGAUGAAGAGAAUAAAGAAAAACAUAAAUUAAAUUCUGUUUGUAAUAAUAAUAUUGCAUCUCAAGUAGGACGAGGUUCUGACUCAACAGAUAGUUCAAGAAAUAAUUCAAUAUUUGAAUUAAAUAAAGGGAAGGUAGCUGAAUUAAAAAAAUCUGAAUCUGGAAAUGUUCGUCGUAGUAGUGUUGAUAUGAGACGUGGUUCUGUUAGUUUUCAAGAGGUAACAGAAAAAGAAUCAACACCAUUAAAACCAAAAGGACCAAAAGGAUGUCCAGCACGUAUUAUUGAAAUACCAGAAAAUGUUACUGUUGCUGAAAAUGAAACUGCAAUAUUUAAAUGUAAAAUUGAAGGUGAUCCUCCACCAACAUUUAAAUGGUAUAAAGGUAAAAGAGAAAUAAUUAAUGGACCAAGAAUUAAAAUUAUGACUGAUGGUAAAGAAGGUGAGAUAACAUUAGUUAUUGGAAAAUGUCGUAGUCAAGAUGAUGGCCAAUAUACAUUAAAUGUAGAAAAUAAACAUGGUAAAGAUGUUUCUCCAUCAAAAUUACUUGUUACCGCUGAAAGUGGUUUAGAUUUUCGAUCUAUGCUUAAAUCAAGAGAUUCUGUACAAGUUGGUUUAGCAAAUAAAGAAAAACCAGAAGAAAUGACACCAGAUGCUAGAAGAAUGUCUUUAUUCCCUGGAAAAAAAGUAGAAAAAUGGGAUAAACCAUUAGAAGAUACAACUUGUCAACAACAAGUUAAUAAAUUAGUUGAACUUAAAUGUGUUUAUUCACGUCCAAAUGCCAAAAUUAGAUGGUAUAAAGAUAAAAAAGAAAUUUUCUCUGGUGGUUUAAAAUAUCGUAUUAAUAUUGAAAAAAAUGAAACAACAUUAGUUAUUAAUAAUCCAGAAGUUGAAGAUACAGGAAAUUAUAUAUGUGAAGCAAAUGGUAUUAAAACAAAUUGUCAAUUAACUGUUCUUGAACCACCAUUAAAAUGUCAAUUUGUUGUUCCACUUCCAAAUACACAAGAAGUAUUUAGAACUAAAAAAGCAGAAUUAUCAUGUAAAGUUAAUACAAGUAAAGCUCCAUUAGUAUGGAUAAGAAAUGGUAAAGAAGUAUCAGCUGAUGAUCCUAGAUUUAUAAUGGAAAAAGAUGCUGUUGGUAGAUUUACAUUAACAAUUAAAGAAGUUAUUGAAAGUGAUCAUUGUGAAUGGAUUGCUAAAAUUUCUAAUGAAGUAAAAUCAAAAGUUAUGGUAUAUGUUGAAGAACCACGUCAAACAUUUGUUGUACCAUUAAAAUCACAAAAAGUAACUGAAAAAGAAGAUGCUACAAUGGAAUGUGAUGUUAAUGAUAGAGAUGCUGAUGUUGAAUGGUUCCAUGAUGGAGAAAAAAUUCAUGUUGAUGGUAAAAGAUAUAUAGAAGAAAGAGUUGGUAGAAAACGUCGUUUAACUAUAACAAAUACUCGACCAGAUGAUGCUGGAGAAAUUAAAUGUACAACAAAAGAUGAUAAAUCUAUUUGUCAAUUGAUUGUUGAAGCAUUAAAUAAAUUUAUUGUUAAAUUAAAAGAUAUGGAUGUUAUUGAACAUUCUGAUAUAACAUUAAGAUGUGAAACAAAAGAUACUAAAACACCAGGUAUAUGGAUGAAGAAUGGUAAAACAAUUCAAUCAAUGCCAGGUGGUAAAUUUGAAACAACAUCUAGAAAUGGUAUUCAUAUUCUUAAAAUUAAACAUAUUGAAAUAUGUGAAGGUGAUAUUUAUGAAAUUGAUUCUGCUGGAUUAAUUGGUUCAUGUAAAAUUAAUGUUCUUGAAGCAGAAAAAAAACCUGUAUUAAAUUGGAAACCUAAAAAAAUUGAAGCUCAAGCUGGAAAACCAGAAGUUAUUCAAGUUCCAUUUAGUAUAAAAGGAACUAGAACUGGUGAUCCUAAAGUUAGAUUAUUAAAAGAUGGUAAACCAGUCGAUUUAGAUGCAAUGAAAGAUUUAGUUGAAGUUGUUAUUGUUGGUGAUGUUGCUGAAAUUCGUUUUAAAAAUCCAAAAAAAGAAGAUACAGGAAAAUGGGCUUUAGAAUUAUCAAAUACUGGUGGUACAGCAUUAGCACCAUUUGAAUUUAAUGUAAGAGAUAAACCAAAAGCACCUAAAGGACCUUUAGAAACAAAAAAUAUUACUGCUGAAGGUUGUGAUUUAAAAUGGGAUAAAAAUGAUGGUGAUGAACAACCACAUAAAUACAUUGUUGAAAUGCAAGAAGGACGUAGUGGUAAUUGGGCAAAAAUUGGUGAAGCUAAAGGAACAGAAUUUAAAGUAAAAGAUUUAAAAGAAAAUGGAGAAUAUAAAUUCCGUGUUAAAGCUGUUAAUGAUGUUGGUGCUUCUGAUCCACUUACAGGUGAAUCUAUUCUUGCAAGAAAUCCAUAUGAAGUUCCUGGUAAACCACGUCAAAUGGAGGCUGUUGAUAUAAAUAAAGAUAGUCUUACAUUACAAUGGGCACCACCAGAUAAUGAUGGAGGUGCUCCAAUAUCAAGUUAUAUUGUAGAAAGAAGAGAAAAAUCAGAAAAGGAAUGGAAUGUUGUUGGUGAAACACCAGUAGAUCCAAAUGCUGAACCUGGAAGUAAACAUCAACUUAUUGAUGAUAAAGUAGUUGAAGGAAAAGAAUAUUAUUACAGAGUAAAAGCUGUUAAUAAAGCUGGUCCAGGUGAUCCAUGUGAUCAUGGAAGAGCAUUUAAAAUUAAAGCUAAACCUGCUGAACCUAAAUUUACUGAUGGUGGACUUAAAGAUUUAUAUUUAAAAGUUGGUGAAACAAUUAAAUAUGAAUUAAAAAUAGCUGGUGAACCACUUCCUGAUGUAUCAUGGUCAGUAAAUGGUAAACCAUUAAAAAUUCAAGGAAGAGUUAAAUUAUCAACUGAAAGAGGAAGAACAAUUCUUAAGAUUGAGAAUGCUCUUCGUUCAGAUAGUGGAGCAUAUACAAUUAAAUUAAAAAAUGCAAGUGGUGAAUGUUCUUCAACAGGUAAUGUAACAGUUGUUGGAAAACCAACUCCACCAAAAGGACCAUUAAAAGCAAAAGAUAUUAAUGCUGAAGGUUUAACAUUAGAAUGGCAAUUACCAGAAGAUGAUGGUGGUGUACCAUUAGAAGGAUUUAUUAUUGAAGCACAAGAUCUUGAUGAAAAAGGCAAAUUUGUUCAAGUUGGUUCUGUAGGACCUGGUGAAACAGCUGCUGUUAUAACAGGUCUUAAAAAUAAAGGAAAUUAUAAAUUCCGUGUUAAGGCUAUAAAUAAAGAAGGUGAAUCUGAUCCAUUAAUUGCAGAUGAUUAUAUUUUGGUUAAAAAUCCAUGGGAUGAACCUGGCAAACCAGGAAGACCAGAAAUUGUUGAUGUUGAUAGCGAUAAUAUGACACUUCAAUGGGAUCCACCAAUGAAAGAUGGUGGUGCUCCAAUUGAAGAGUAUAUUAUUGAAAUGAAAGAUCCAGAUACAAAAGAAUGGGUACAAGUUGCUACAUCUCCAACAACAUCUGCUAAAGUUACUGGAUUAAAAGAAGGAAAAGAUUAUCAAUUUAGAGUUAAAGCUGUUAAUAAAGCUGGACCUAGUAGUCCAUCAGAACCAUCUGAAAAGAGAACAGCUAAACCUAAAUUUGUUCCAGCAUGGUUAAAUCAUGAGGAUUUAAAAGAUCUUGUUGUUAAAGCAGGACAAAUUGCUAAAUGGGAUGUUAAAAUUGGUGGUGAACCACAUCCAGCAGUUGUAUGGGAAAAAAAUGAUAAAAUUAUUGCUGUUCGUGCUGAUAGAGGUUUAUAUAAAUUGUCAGUAAAAAAUUCAUGUGGUCAAGAUUCAUCAUCGGCCAAUUUGGUCGUUGUUGAUAAACCAUCAAAACCAAGAGGUCCAUUAGAAGUUUCUAAUGUCUUUGAAAAUGAAUGUGAUUUAGAAUGGAAAGCACCAGAAGAUGAUGGUGGUGAACCAAUAGAAUAUUAUGAAGUAGAAAAAUUAGAUGUUGAUACAGGUCGUUGGGUUCCAGCUGCAAAAGUAAAAGGAACACAAGCACAUAUUCAAGGACUUAAGAAAGGACAAUCAUAUCAAUUUAGAGUUAAAGCUGUUAAUAAAGAAGGUGCUUCUGCUCCUCUUAAUACUGAAAAUGCUACAAUUGCCAAAAAUCCAUAUCAUGAACCAGGAAAACCAUCACAACCAGAUAUUACUGAUUGGGACACUGAUAGAGUAUCAUUGAAAUGGGAUCCACCAGAGAAUGAUGGUGGAGCUCCAAUAACACAAUAUAUUAUCGAAAAAAAGAAUAAACAUUCUCGUGAUUGGCAAGAAUGUGGAAAAGUAGGUGGACAAGAUACAGAAACAACAAUAACUGGAUUAAAAGAAGGUGAAGAAUAUCAAUUCCGUAUUGUUGCUGUUAACAAAGCUGGUCCUGGUGAAGCAUCAGAUCCUAGUAGAAAAGUUAUCGCAAAAGCCAGAAAUCUUAAACCACAUAUUGAUAGAGAAUCAAUGAAAACAAUAACAAUAAAAGUUGGCCAAAAUGCAGACUUUGAUGUUCCAGUUAGAGGAGAACCACCUCCAGAAUUGGUUUGGACAUUUAAUGAUAAACCAUUAGAUUUAACUAAUAAACAUAUUAGAAUACAAAAUGAAGAUUAUCGUACUCAAUUUGCUUUACGUAAUUCUACUAGAGCUCAUGCUGGAAGAUAUACACUUACAGCAACAAAUAUUAAUGGUACUGAUUCACAUUAUGUAGAUAUUAUUGUUUUAUCACGUCCUAGUAAACCAAUGGGACCUUUAGAAGUUUCAGAGAUUUUUGAAGAUAAAUGUACUUUAGAUUGGAAACCACCAGAAGAUGAUGGUGGAACUCCAAUUGAUCAUUAUGAAAUUGAAAAAAUGGAUCUUGCUACUGGACGUUGGGUACCAUGUGGAAGAUCAGAUGGUACAAAAGCUGAAGUUCAAAAUUUACAGCCAGGGCAUUCUUAUCAAUUUAGAGUUAGAGCUGUAAAUAAGGAAGGAGAAUCUGAUCCUUUGACAACUGAUGCAGCAAUUCUUGCUAAAAACCCAUAUGAAGUACCAGAUAAAGUUAAAAAGCCAGAAAUUGUUGAUUGGGACAAGGAUCAUGUUGAUUUGAAAUGGGAAGCUCCAGAUGAUGGUGGUGCACCAAUUGAAGCAUAUAUCAUUGAAAAGAAGGAUAAAAAUGGAAGAUGGAGUGAAGCUGCUGUUGUACCAGCAGAUCAAACUAAUGCAACUGUUACCAAUGUUACUCCAGGAGAAGAAUAUCAAUUUAGAAUUUCUGCAAAAAAUAAAGCUGGUGUUGGUGAAGCAUCUGAUCCAAGUGAUUCAGUUAUUUGUAAACCAAGAAAUUUACCACCACAUAUUCAUAGAGAAGAUCUUGAAGAUGUUAUUAUUAAAGUUGGACAAAGUCAUAAAUUUAUAGUUAAUAUUGAUGGUGAACCAGUUCCAUCCGUAACAUGGACAUGUGAUGGUAAACCACUUCAAAAUAUUCAAAUUGAUAAUGAAGAUUACAUAUCUAAAUUUAAUAUUCCUAAAGCAUUAAGAAAACAAAGUGGAAAAUAUACUAUUACAGCAACUAAUAUAAAUGGUUCUGAUUCAGUUACAAUUGAUAUAAAAGUUAAAGGAAGACCUUCAAAACCUAAAGGUCCGUUAGAUGUUUCUAAUGUAACUGAAGAUAAUUGUCAUUUAGAAUGGCAACCACCAGAGGAUGAUGGUGGUGAACCUGUUCAAUAUUAUGAAGUUGAACGUAUGGAUACACGUGAUGGUGUAUGGGUACCAAUAGGAAGAGCAACUGAUUGUGGUAUGGAUGUUGAUGGUUUAAAUAAAGGUUCUCAUUACAAAUUUAGAGUUAGAGCAGUUAAUAAUGAGGGUAAAUCAGAUGAAUUAGAGACAGAUGAAUCAAUUCUUGCUAAAAAUCCAUUUGACAGACCUGGUAAACCAGAAAAUGCUGAAGCAGUUGAUUGGGACGAAGAUCAUGUUGAUAUAAAAUGGGAUCCACCAUUAAAUGAUGGUGGAAGUCCAGUUACAGAAUAUAAAAUUGAAAAACGUACUAAAUAUGGUAGAUGGGAAGAUGCUAUUGCUGUUCCAGGUGAUUCUACAUCAGCUACCAUUCCAAAUUUAACUCCUGGUGAAGAAUAUGAAUUUAGAGUUGUAGCUAUUAAUAAAGGUGGUGCAUCUGAUCCUUCUGAUGCAACUAAACCAGUUAUUACUAAACCAAGAAAUCUUCCACCAAAGAUUGAUAGAAAAAAUUUGAAAAAAACAAAAAUAAGGUCAGGACAAAUGAUAACAUUUGAUAUUAAUAUUGAAGGUGAACCUGCACCAACUGUUGUUUGGACAAAUAAUGAUGGUUCUGAAAUAAGAAAUGGUGGUAGGGUAAGAUUAGAAAAUCCAGAUUAUAAAUCAAAACUUCAAAUUAGAAAUUGUGAAAGAGAUAUGUCUGGAACAUAUGAAAUUCGUGCAACAAAUUGUAAUGGUGAAGAUUCUGCUACAGUUGAAAUUCUUGUUGUUGACAAACCAGAAGCUCCAGAAGGUCCAUUAGUUGUUUCUGACAUUUUUGCUGAUAAUGUAACAUUAGAUUGGAAACCACCAAAAGAUGAUGGUGGUGAACCUAUUGAAAAUUAUGUAAUUGAAAAAUUAGAUACAGCAACUGGAACUUGGCUUCCAGCAACUAAAGUUGAUGGAAAUGAAACAAAAGCUAAAGUUGAAGGAUUAAUACCUGGACACGAAUAUAAAUUCCGUGUUGCAGCUGUUAAUGCUGAAGGAGAAUCAGUACCACUAGAAACAUUUGAAAAAAUAAUUGCUAAGAAUCCAUUUGAUGUUGCUGGUAAACCAGGACAACCAGAAAUAACGGAUUGGGACAAAGAUUUUGCUGAUCUUAAAUGGACUCCACCAUUAGAUGAUGGUGGUGCUCCAAUUGAAGAAUAUAUUAUUGAAAUGAAAGAAAAAUAUUCACCAUUAUGGACAGAAGUUGCUGCUGUACCAGCUGAUCAAACUUCUGGAAGAGUUGAAAAUCUUAAAGAAGGAAAUGAAUAUGAAUUUAGAAUUAGAGCUAAAAAUAAAGCUGGUAAAGGUUCUCCAUCAGAACCAUCUGAUACAAUGAUAGCUAAAUCAAGAAAUGUACCACCAAAAAUAGAUAAAAAUUCUAUUCAUGAAAUUAAAGUAAAAGCAGGACAAUCGUUUGAUCUUGAUAUUCCUAUUACUGGUGAACCAACUCCUGUUAUUACAUGGGAUUUCGAAGGUAGUCCUGUUGAAGAUUCUGACCGUAUGAAAGUAAUAAAUAAUGAAGAAAAAACAAGAUUUAUUGUUAAAAGAGCUGUUCGUGGUGACACUGGUACAUAUACAAUAAAAGCUGAAAAUGUUAAUGGAACUGAUACAGCUGAAGUUAAAGUUACAGUUGUUGACAGACCUUCAGAACCACGUGGUCCAUUAGAAAUUAGUGAUAUUAAAGAAAAUGGAUGUUCUCUUGCCUGGAAACCACCAAAUGAUGAUGGUGGUGCUGAAAUUUCACACUAUGUUGUUGAAAAACAAGAUGCAAAUACCGGAAGAUGGAGCAAUUGUGGUGAAGCACUUGAUACUAAUUUUGUUGUUGAUGACUUAAUUAAGGGACAUGAAUAUAAAUUCCGCAUUAAAGCAGUUAAUAAAUAUGGAGAAUCUGAUCCAUUAGAAUCAACUAAACCAAUUAUAGCAAAAAAUCCAUUUGAUAAAGCAGAUCGCCCUGGAACACCAGUUAUAACUGAUUGGGAUAAAGACUUUGCUGAUAUUGAAUGGGCUCCACCAAAUGAUGAUGGUGGUGCUAAAAUUGAAGGCUACCAAAUCGAAAAAAGAUUGGUUGGUGGAGAUUGGGAAGAUUGUGGUGAAGUUAGUGGAGAUACAACUAAAGCUAAAGUAGAUGGUCUUAUUCCUGGUAAAACUUAUCAAUUUAGAGUUAAAGCUAUUAACAAAGCUGGUGAAUCAUUACCAUCAGAUCCAAGUAGAGAAUUAUUAGCCAAAACAAGAAGACUACCACCAAAAAUUGAUAGAUCAAUGCUUUUUGAUAUUAAAGUUAAAAAAGGUGGCAUUAUAGAUUUCGAUGUUAAUGUAGAAGGUGAACCAAAUCCUAAAAUACAAUGGUUAUUGAAUACAAUUCUUUUAACUGUUUCUUCAAGAACUAAAAUAGAUGAUAGUCAAGCAAACAAUACAAAACUUAAAACAACUGAUGCUGAACGUCUUGAUUCUGGUGUUUAUAAAAUUAUUGCAACAAAUGAAUACGGAAAAGAUGAAGCUGAAGUUAAUGUUGUUGUGCUUGAUAUUCCAGGAACUCCUAGAGGACCUCUUGAUGUCAGUGAUGUUACAAAAGAUUCGGCUGUUGUUUCAUGGAGAGAACCAGAAGAUGAUGGAGGUUCUCCAAUAUCACAUUAUAUUGUUGAAAAACAAGAAGAUAAUGGAAGAUGGGUACCAUGUGGUGAAACACCAGAUACAAAAAUAAAAGUACCAAAACUUAAUGAAGGUCAUGAAUAUAAAUUUAGAGUUAAAGCAGUAAAUAAACAAGGAGAAUCUAUUCCUUUAAUUCAACAUGGUUCUACAAUUGCUAAGAAUCCAUUUGACAAACCAGGAAAACCUCAAGAUGUAGAUAUUACUGAUUGGGACAAAGAUAAAAUGACUGUAGAAUGGAAACCACCAAUUAAUGAUGGUGGUGCUCCUAUUCAAAAUUAUAUUGUUGAAAAGAAAGAUACUUUAGGACAAUGGGUUGAAUGUGCUACAGUUCCUGGUGAUGUAACAAAGGCAGUUGUUGAUAAUCUUAUACCAGGAGAAACAUAUCAAUUUAGAGUUAAGGCUGUUAAUAAAGGAGGUGUUGGUGAACCAUCUGAUGCUUCAAGAAGCCAAGUUGCUAAACCAAGAAAACUUGCACCAAGAAUUGAUUUAUCAGGAUUGCUUGAUCAAAGAAUUAGAGCUGGAAAUCCAGUAAAUUUAAGUAUCUAUUUUGAAGGUGAACCUGAACCAGAGGCAACAUGGUUAAUUAAUAAUAAAACACCAACUGAAAGAGUAUUAAUUGAAAAUAAAGACCAUAUAUCCAAGGUAACUAUUUUCUCUUCUAUUCGAUCAGAUACUGGUUCAUAUCAAAUUACAGUUGAAAAUGAAUAUGGAAAAGAAUCAGCAUCAUGUAAUAUUACAAUUCUUGAUGUUCCUGGUGUUCCAGAAGGACCUCUUAAAGCUACAGAUAUUAAUAAAGAAGGAUGUAAAUUAUCAUGGAAACCACCAAUUGAUAAUGGCGGUUCUGAAAUUAUUGGUUAUAUUGUUGAAAAAAUGGAUACAAGUAGAGGAACAUGGCAAGAAGUUGGAGAAUUUCCUGAUUGUAAUGCUACUAUAAGAGGAUUAACAAAUGGAAAAACUUAUCAAUUUAGAGUUAAAGCUGUUAAUCUUGAAGGAGAAUCAAAACCAUUAGAAGGAGAUGAAGAUGUUUUAGCUAAAGAUCAAUUUGAAGUUCCUUCACCACCAGGACAACCUAAAGUAAUUGAUUGGGAUGUUGAUAGAAUUGAUAUAAAAUGGACACCACCAGAAGAUAAUGGAGGUGAUCCAAUAAAAGAAUAUAUAGUUGAAAGAAGAGAAAAAGGUUCAACUUUAUGGGUUGAAUGUGGCAAUGUUGGUGGAAAAACAACAGAAUUUUCAGCAACUGGUCUUAGAAAAGGUGCUGAAUAUGAAUUCAGAGUAGUUGCUGCUAAUAAUGCUGGUUAUUCUGAUCCAUCUGAACCAUCACAAGGACAAAUUGCUAAAGCUAGAUAUGUUAAACCAAAAAUUAUAUCACAACAAAGAAAAUUCAAAGUUAAAGCUGGUUAUUCUUUAUCAUUAAAUGUUGAAUUUAUUGGUUCACCAGAUCCAGAAGUUGUAUGGAAAGUAAAUGGUACAACACCAUUGCCAUCAGAACUUCUUCUUGAUAAUAAAGAAGGAUUAACAACAAUAUUUUAUCCAUGUUGUAAAAGAUCAGAUAGUUCAAAUUAUCAUCUUACAAUUUCAAAUGAACUUGGUAGUGAUGAAGGUAUAUUUGAACUUAUUGUACAAGAUAAACCAUCACCACCAGAAGGACCAUUAAUAAUUGAAGAUGUUAAUAAAUCUGGUUGCAAAUUAUCAUGGAACCCACCAAAAGAUGAUGGAGGAUCAGAAAUUACUAAUUAUAUUGUUGAAAGAAGAGAUAUUAGAAAUCAAUCAUGGGUACCAGUUAAUCAAUUUUGCACAAGUACAUCAUGUACUGUUUCAAAACUUCAUGAAGGACAUGAUUAUGAAUUUAGAAUUAUUGCAGAGAAUGCAUUAGGUCAAUCAUUACCACUUGUUUCUGAUUCACCUACAACAAUGAAAGAUCCAUAUGGUACACCUGGAAAACCUGGUAAACCAAAAAUUGUUGAUUCUGACUAUGACUUUAUUGAAUUAGUUUGGUCACCACCUUCAGAUGAUGGUGGUUCACCAAUUGAUCAUUAUGAUAUUGAAAGAAAAGAUCAGAAAUCAGGAAGAUGGAUUAAAGUUAAUACUUCUCCUGUACAUGACACGAAAUAUACUGAUACUAAUGUUCAAAAAGAACAUGGAUAUGAAUACAGAGUUGUUGCUGUUAAUAAAGCUGGACCUGGUAAACCAUCAGAUCCAUCAAAUAUUGCUUUUGCUAAACCAACAAAACAAGCACCAUCAUUUGAACUUGAUAUUGAUGGUAAAGAAAUUCGUGUCCAUGCUGGAGAACCAAUAAAUUUCAGUGUUCCAUAUAUUGGUGCACCAUUACCAGAUAUCACAUGGACUCGUGAGGGUAUAUCUAUUUCUGAUAUUACUUCUGAUGGUUUCAAGACUACAUUUUAUAAAGAAAAAUCAAGAAGAAAUGAUACUGGAAUAUAUACAAUUAAACUUGAAAAUGAAUAUGGUAUAGCUCAAGCUAAAGUACUUAUUUCUGUUGUUGAUAAACCAGGACCACCUGAACCACCAAUAGAUUUUAAUAAAGUAACAAAAAGAUCAAUUCAAUUUUCAUGGAAAGAACCUAAAGAUGAUGGAGGAAGUCCAAUUAUUGGUUAUCAUAUAGAAUUCCAAGAAGUUGGUUCAAAUUAUUGGGAAAAAGUUAGUGAAUUAAUUGUUCAUACACAAUAUAAUGUUCGUGGACUUGAACAUGAACAAAAAUAUAGAUUUAAAAUUACUGCUGAAAAUAUUGUUGGUAUAUCAGAACCAUAUAUAACAGAACCAGUUACAGCUAAAGAUCCAUUUGAUGUACCAUCUGCUCCAUCUACACCAGAAGUUACAGAGAUAACUAAAAAUUCAGUUGGUUUAGAAUGGAAUCCACCAAGAGAUGAUGGUGGUUCACCAAUCACAGGAUAUGUUGUUGAAAGAUUUGAAAAAAGAGGUGGUGGUGAUUGGGCUCCAUGUAGAAGUGUUAAAUUUGAUGGUACAAAUGCAAUUGUUACUGGAUUAGCUGAAGGUGAAACAUAUCAAUUUAGAAUUCGUGCUAUUAAUGCUGCCGGAGAAUCUCCUCCUUCUAAUAGUUGUCAACCAAUAAUUUGUGAAGAUCAAGUAUAUGUUCCAUCGUCACCAGAAAAUGUAAAAGUUGCAAAGACAACAAAUGAUUCUGCUACAAUAACAUGGUUAAAACCAAUUAAUGAUGGUGGUUUACCAAUUGAAGGAUAUAUUAUUGAAAAAAGAAAACGUGAUUCUGAUGAUUGGGAAAGAGCUAAUGGAAAACUUAUUAAAGGAAAUACAUAUGAUGUUACUGGUCUUAAAACAGGUGAUGAAUAUGAAUUUAGAGUUAUUGCUGUUAAUAAAAAAGGUGAAUCAAAACCAUCUUCUGCUACUGAUAUGACUAAAAUACAAAAUGCUCCUGGACGACCAUUCUUUGAUUUAUCAGGUCUUAAAGAUAUUAUUGUUAAAGCUGGUGAAGUUAUCACAUUUACAUUACCACUUUUUAAUGCUAAUCCAAAACCAGUAUGUGAUGUAUUAAAUAAUAAUGUUAUGAUAUUAGAAAAUGAUAGAACAUCAAUAGUUGUAGAUGAAUCAAAAGUUGUUUUUACAACUAAAAAUGCUAAAAUUACUGAUGCUGGUAAUUAUAAAGUUAUUGUAGAAAAUAGAUUUGGAAAAGAUUUUGCCAAAUUAAAAGUUACAGUAUUAGAUGCACCAGGAAAACCAACAGGUCCAAUUAAAGCAUUUGAAGUUACAGGUGAUUCAAUGACAUUAACAUGGUUACCACCUAAAAAUGAUGGUGGUGGUGCUAUAACAAAUUAUAUUGUUGAAAAGAAAAAUCCUUAUACAGGUGAAUGGGAAAAAAUUGGAAGUCCUAUUGGUACAACAUUUAAAGCUAGAAACUUAGAUAAUGGUGUUGGUUAUGAAUUUAGAAUUUCUGCAGAAAAUCAAUAUGGUAUAUCUGAACCAUUAUAUGGUGACGAUCCAUUUAUUGCUAAAAAUCCAUUUGAUCCACCAGGUCCACCUGGAACACCUGAAUGUGUUGCUUUUAGUGAAGAUAGUAUUACAGUACAAUGGGCAAGACCAUCAUACGAUGGUGGAUCACCAAUUCAAGGGUAUAUUCUUGAAAAACGUGAAACUGGUACAAAUAAUUGGUCAAGAGUUACUUUUUCAAAUAUUUAUGAUACAAAAUUCAAAGUUAAUGGACUUAUACCACAAAAAUCAUAUGAAUUUAGAGUAUGUGGUGUUAAUGCUGCUGGUCCAGGUGAUUAUUCACGUCCAUCUGAUUCAAUUGUUGCUUCAAUGGCAGCUUGUAAACCUAGAGUUAAUUUAGGUGCUCUUGGACAUGAUAUUACUGCAUUAGCUGGUGAAGAAGUUAAAAUACUUAUACCAUAUGCUGCUAGUCCAAGACCCGAAAUUACAUGGUCUAAAGGUCUUAAUCAACUUAGUGAAAUGACUCCUGAAUAUGUCAUUGAGUCUAGUGAUUAUUUAACAGAAUUAAAAUAUCAUAAAGUUAGUAAAUCUGAUGCUGGUACGUAUCAUAUAAGAAUUGAAAAUGAUAUGGGAUCAGAAGAAGUAGAAAUGAGAUUGAAAGUUGUUGAUAAACCAGGAAUACCUGAAGGACCAUUAGAAAUUGAUGAUAUAUGUCCUGAAACAUGUACAUUAUCAUGGAAACCACCAAAAGAUGAUGGUGGAUCACCAAUUACAAAUUAUGUUAUUGAAAAAUGUCAUAUUUUAAAGAAUGGAGAAGAAGUAUGGUCAAAAGUUAGUAGUUUUACAAGAAAUACUAGUAUAACAGUUACUGGUUUAGAAGAAAAUGAAAGAUAUAAAUUCCGUGUAUAUGCUGAAAAUCAAUAUGGAUUAUCACAACCAUUAAUUUCAACAGAACCAAUUGUAGCAAAAUAUCAAUUUGAUGUACCAUCACAACCAGAUCCUCCAAGUUGUAUUGAUUGUGAUUGUACUUGGGCUAUUGUUGAAUGGCUUGCUCCAUCAUCUAAUGGUGGUUCAAGAAUUCUUGGUUAUAAUUUACAAUAUCGUGAUGUUACUUCACAUAAAUGGAUUAAUGCAUCAACAUCACUUAUUGAUGGUACAAAUUUUAAAGUUAAUAAUUUACGUAAUUGCGGAGAAUAUGAAUUCCGUGUUAUUGCAAAGAAUGGAGCGGGAUGGUCUAAAGCAUCACAACCAUCAAAUCGUAUUAAACUUCAACAAAAAAAUCGUGUACCAGAUCCUCCAAUUCAAUUACAUGCAAAUAGUAUUGGAAGUAAUUGGGUUACACUUACAUGGAUAGCACCUGUUGAUACUGGUGGUUCUAAAAUUACUCAUUAUUCAAUUGAAAAAAGAGAAAUUGGCCAAAAUAUAUGGGCACCAUGUAAUGAUUAUGAUGUUAUUGGAACUGAAUAUACAGUUGAUAGAUUAAAUGAAUUCCAUGAUUAUGAAUUUAGAGUAUAUGCUCAUAAUAAAAAUGGUAAAAGUAUUGCAUCUUUACCAUCAGGACCAAUAAAAAUUCAAGAACAAGCUGGAAUAAAACCAGAAAUUGUUAUUAAACCAGUAGAUACAUUUGCUCCAUAUAAUAAAAGAGUUGUUCUUUCUUGUGAAGCAAUUGGUAGACCAGUACCAACAUGUAGAUGGCUUAAAAAUGGAAGAGAAAUUCCUAAUGGUGCAAGAUAUAGAAUUGAAAAUGGUGAAGGAAUAUAUAAAAUGGUUAUCAAAGAAGCAUGGGAUCUUGAUGAAGGUGAAUAUACUUGUGAAGUUAGUAAUAUUUUUGGAACAGCUACUGCUUCAUGUUAUUUGAAAAUACAAGCACCACCAGUUAUUGAAAGAGAAAUACCAAAUGCUAUUUAUCCAAAUGGUGAAAUGGUUAGAAUUAAAAUAUAUUUCUCUGGUACUGCUCCAUUUAAACAUUCAUUAAAAUUAAAUGAAGAUUAUGUUGAUUUAACAAAUGACAAUAAGAUUAGAUUAGUUGAUUUUGAUAAUCAUGUUUUAAUUACUAUACCAUCAUUAACAACUGCUGAAGCAGGAAGAUAUGAAUAUACAAUUAGUAAUGAUUCAGGUGAAGCAAGUACUGGAUUUUGGAUAAAUGUAACAGGACUACCAUCUGCUCCACAAGGUCCUAUGAUUAUUUCAAAUGUUAAUCAACAUGGAUGUAUGCUUCAAUGGAAACCUCCAUCAAAUGAUGGUGGAUCUAGAAUUAUUUGUUAUGCUAUUGAAAAGAAAGAUGUAGAAAAAGAAGAAUGGAUUUCUGUUGCAUCAUGUGUUAAAGAUUUAUAUUUUAUUGUAUCAAGUCUUUUCCCAGAACAUACUUAUGAUUUUAGAAUAAUGGCAGUUAAUGAAAAUGGACAAGGACCACCAUUAUUAUCUGUUGAUCCUGUUUUAGCAACUCUUCCAUUUAAUCCACCAUCUUCACCUGAACUUGUUGAAAUAUCAUCAAUUGGUAAUGAUUAUGUUACACUUAAAUGGAAUCUUCCAAAAGAUGAUGGUGGAGGUAAAAUUCGUGGAUAUAUUAUUGAAAAGAAAGAAUCUAAUUCUGAUUAUUGGGUUAGAUUAAAUCAAAAUCCAUUACUUGUUUAUAAUAUGGAUGUUUCAUCAUUAAUUGAAGAAAGAAAAUAUGAUUUUAGAGUUUUUGCUGUAAAUGAUGCAGGUGAAUCAGUACCAUGUUUAUUAGAAAAUUAUACAUUUAUACCAUGUAAUGAAGGUGGUUCACCAAUAAUAACUCUUGAAUUAUCUGAUGUUUAUGCAUCACAAGGUACACCAGCAACCUUUAAUGUUGAAUAUGAAUCAAUUCAACCAGUUACUGUUCAAUGGUUUAAAGGUUCCAAAGAAAUUGUUUGUACAAGUAAAUAUAAUAUUUUUGAUAAAGGACACAGUCAAACAUUAAUUGUCAAUAGUACAUCUUUUGAAGAUGCAGAUGAAUAUUCUUGUAGAGUAUCAAAUAAAUUUGGAUUUAAAUCAACAAGAGCUUCAUUAAAAAUAAAAUCUAAACCACGUGUAUUUGUACCACCUAAAUAUAUAACUGGUAUUGAACUUAUUAAAGAUACUAAUUAUGAAAUUGAAAUUCCAUAUAAAGCAAGUCCUUCUGGAAUAGCAACAUGGUAUAAAGAUGACGAAAAAAUUGAUGAUUCCACUAAAUAUUCUAUGAGAAUGGAUGAAAAAUCAUGUUAUUUAAAGAUUAAUAAAACAGCAAGAGAUGACUUUGGAGAAUAUAGACUUGUUCUUCAUAAUGAAGUUGGUUCUGCUGAGGGUCAAUUUAAUGUAAUUGUUUCUGAUGUACCAGAUAUGCCAAGAUAUCCUGUAAUUGAAAAUAUGUUAGAUGAAGCUAUUAUUUUAUCAUGGAAACCACCAAAACUUGAUGGUGGAUCACCAAUUUUAAAAUAUAUUGUUGAAAAAAGAGAAAAUGGUGGAAUAUGGAAUGAAUGUGGUAGUACAAGAUAUUGUUGUUUAACAAUUGAACAUCUUAAACAAAAUAAUAAAUAUGAAUUUAGAGUUAUUGCUGAAAAUAAAUAUGGUAAAAGUGAACCAUGUGAAGGAACAAAUGUAAUUGAGAUGCCUGAAAAUAAAAGAAGAAAUAAGGGUACAUAUAAAGUAGAUGAAAGUGGUAAACUUAUACGUGGUGAAGGAUUACCAUCAUCAAAUUAUGAUAAUUUUGUUUUUGAUGUUUGGAAACAAUAUUAUCCACAACCUGUUGAAAUUAAGCAUGAUUCAAUUUAUGAUUAUUAUGAUGUUCUUGAAGAAAUUGGAACUGGAGCAUUUGGUGUUGUUCAUAGAUGUGUUGAAAAAGCAACUGGAAAUACAUUUGCAGCUAAAUUUGUUAAUACUGUUUCUGAUAAUGAAAAAGAUACAGUUAGAAAAGAAAUUCAAGUAAUGUCUGAAUUACGUCAUCCAUCUUUAAUUAAUCUUCAUGAUGCAUUUGAAGAUGAAAAUCAAAUGGCUAUGAUAUAUGAAUUUAUGUCAGGUGGUGAAUUAUUUGAAAAAGUUGCAGAUGAUAAAAAUAAAAUGACAGAAGAAGAAGCUAAAAAUUAUAUGAAACAAAUUUGUAUUGGUCUUAGACAUAUGCAUGAAAAUAAUUUUGUUCAUCUUGAUUUAAAACCAGAAAAUAUUAUGUUUACUACAAACAAAAGUUCACAAUUAAAAUUAAUUGAUUUUGGAUUAACUGCAAAACUUGAUCCUAAAAAUCCUGUAAAAGUAACAACUGGUACAGCUGAAUUUGCUGCUCCAGAAAUUGCUUCAGGAAAUCCAGUUGGAUAUUUUACAGAUAUGUGGAGUGUUGGUGUUCUUUCAUAUAUACUUCUUAGUGGUUUAUCACCAUUUGGAGGAGAAACAGAUGAAGAUACAUUAAAAAAUGUUAAAAAUUGUGAUUGGAAUAUGGAUGAUUCAGCAUUUAAUGGUAUUUCAGAUGAAGGAAAAGAUUUUAUUAAACGUUUAUUAAUUAAUGAACCUGAAAAAAGAAUGAAUAUUCAUGAAGCACUUGAUCAUCCAUGGCUUGGUGCAAGAAAAGAAGGUGAUACAGGAAAAGAAAUACCAGCUGAAAAUUACUUUGGUGUUAGAGAUAAAGUUCGUGAAAGAUAUGAUGCAUGGGGUGAACCAAAUCCACCACUUGGUCGUGUAGCUAACUUUAGUUCAUUAAAGAAACAUAGACCAGAAGAAUAUCAUAUUCAUGAUGCUUGGUUUGAAAGAACUGAUGCUCAACCAAUAUUUGUUGUUAAACCAUAUUCAACAUCAUGUAAUGAAGGACAAAGUGUUACAUUUUAUUGUCGUGUUAAUGCUUCAUCAACACCAAUUGUUACAUGGCAUAAAGAUUCAAAUGAAUUAAGACAAUCUGUUAAAUAUAUGAAAAAAUAUAAUGGAAAUGAUUAUGCACUUACUAUUAAUCGUGUUAAAAUGGAAGAUCAUGGUGAAUAUGUAGUUAGAGCACAUAAUUCUUAUGGUUCAAAAGAAGAAUCAUGCUAUUUAACAGUAAAUAAAUUAUCUAAUGAAAAUAAAAUGGAUUCUAUUGAACCUAAAAUUCGUAUUAGAACACCACCUAAAAUACAAGAAUUUGAAGAAAAUGUAUCAAAACCACAGUUUACAUUCCUUUUACGUCCACGUUUAAUUCAAAAACAUCAUCAAUGUAAACUUAUUUGUUCUGUUACUGGUAAUCCAAUACCUAAAAUUGAAUGGUUUAAAGAUGGUGUACCAGUAAAUCAAGAUCGCGUACAAUUAAAUUAUAAAUCAGGAGUAUGUAGUCUUGAAAUAUUUAAUGCUAAAAAAGAAGAUGCUGGUGAAUAUGUUUGUAAAGCUACAAAUGAAUAUGGAUAUGAUGAAACUGAUUGUCUUGUUUCAGUCCAAGAACGUGGUGAAACAUUACCAUCAGUUACAAGUUUUUCUAAUUUUAGACAUAGAAGAACACAUGAUACAUUACGUUCUGAUAUAGAUAUAGAAAGAUCAAGAAGUUCAAGUAAUGUUAGAGCAUCAUCAAAAUAUAAAGAUUAUUUUAAUAAUAUGUCAUCAUCAUUAAUUACAUCAUCAUCAUCAUCUUCUUCCUCAUAUAGAUCAUCAACAAAACCAAGAGAAUAUAUAAGCUCACGCCAAUCACCAUUUGAAACAAUUCCAGCAAGUCCAAAUGUUACUAAAGAUUUUUCAAAUAUUAUUAAUGGUAUUGAUAAAAUAAAAAGCAGUAGUGAUUCAUUAAUUUCACAUAUAAAUCCUAUUGUUACCAAUCCUGGAUCAUCAGAAACAUUUACUGCUACUGGAAAAGGAGAAGGAAUAUGGAUGAGGAAUAAUAAACCUAUCAAAGGUACAGAUAAUUGUAUAAUAGAAUCUGAUGGAUAUACACAUACUUUAACUUUAAAUAACCUUAAAGAAGAGGAUUCGGGAAUUAUACAAUUUGAUCUUAUAUCUGAUGGAAAUAAAUUGUCAUCUGUUGGUACAUUAAUUGUAAAUGGAGAAAAAACAAAUGAUUGUAAAGUUGUUUCAUUACCACAAUCAUUAACGGUUUCAGAAGAUUCUUCUGCUAAAUUUGCAUUAGAAUUUGAGAAUGCAGACAAUUUAACAGUUCAAUGGUUUAAAGACGGUGAAAAAGUAGAAAAUAAUGACUACCAUAAGUCAGUCAAGUCAGCUAACACAUUUAAGCUUGAUUUUAAAUCAACCAAACAAUCUGAUGAAGGAAUAUAUGUUGUUAAAGUUAUCAAAGAUAAAAAAGCUAUAGCCAAAUAUAGUGUCAAUUUGAUUGUCAAAGCUUAA